GUCACAGCCCGAGCUGAAGCUGCUGCUGCUGCUGCUGGUGCUGGUGCAGACUAAUGCUGCUCACCGCGCUUACUGCAAACAAACUGCACGUCCCGCCGCCUCAAACACAUCUCUGCUGCAGCACUCUUUAAGUUUUCCACUCUCCGGCUGUGUGAAAGCUGCGUUAUAUCAGCGUGUAAAGUGUGUUUGGGCAUGCUCGGGGGAAGCGUAUAGCUCUUAAUAAUGUUACCCGGCUCGCAUUAACACAGUGUAUGGCUGACGCUAAUGCAACAAAUAUGUCUCCUCGCUAAGAAAACAACCGGUGGUGUUUCUGUUGCCUUCAAGUUUUCAGGUGUGGUGGUGCGCCCAUGGAGAAGCCAUCACCUUCAGGCAAAGCAGCGCUGGAGGAGAAUAAAUGCCUGGUUGAGGAUGCUGAAGAGCUGAGAGGUGCCGUGGGUGGAGAGGUGGAUCCUCAGUCCCCGAGGAAGUGCAGCUCCUCUCGCUCAUCCCGCAAGAGCUUCCGCCUGGACUACCGUCUGGAGGAGGAAGUGACAAAGUCCUGUAAGGACAAACAUGGCCGCUGGACCAACCCCUGGCCCACAUGGCGGUUCCCUUCCUACACCACCCUGCUCAGGUUCCUGUUGUUGGAUAAAAACAACAGCAGUGUACCCUCCAGUAAAGAGGCUCUGGACAGUGAGCUCCCAGUGAUUGAACCGUACUUUGUCCAGAACCCAGACCUCUCUGACUCUGGCCCAGGCCUGAGAGUCACCUGGCUGGGUCAUGCCACAGUUCUGGUUGAAAUGGACGGGCUGAAUAUUCUGACAGACCCAAUUUUCAGCCAAAGAGCCUCGCCUUUCCAGUUCAUGGGGCACAAAAGAUACCGAGGCCCCCCCUGCACUGUGAACCAGCUGCCCAGGAUCGAUGCGGUCGUUAUCAGUCAUUCUCAUUAUGACCAUCUGGAUGCUGGAUCUGUGGCCAGCCUUAAUGCACGCUUUGGAGGGGAGCUACGCUGGUUCGUGCCCCUGGGUUUGAUGGACUGGCUGGUGAAGAUGGGCUGUGAGAAUGUGAUGGAGCUGGACUGGUGGGAGGAGAACUGUGUCCCGGGUCAUGAUGACGUCACAUUUGUCUGCACACCCGCUCAGCACUGGAGCAAGCGCACCGCACUAGAUGAUAACAAGUCUUUAUGGGGCAGCUGGUCUAUUCUGGGUCCAGAACAUCGAUUCUUCUUUGCUGGAGAUACCGGCUACUGCUCUUCCUUCCAGGAGAUAGGACGACGUUUCGGACCAUUUGACCUUGCAGCAAUCCCCAUCGGAGCUUACCUGCCCAGGGAUGUAAUGCAGGGACAGCAUGUAGACCCAGAAGAGGCUGUUCAAAUUCACCAAGACAUUCAGGCCAAACAGUCCGUGGCUAUUCACUGGGGAACCUUUGCUCUCGCCUAUGAGUACUACAUGGACCCGCCGGUUCGUCUCAGAGAGGCCAUGGAACAGAAAGGACUGAAACCAGAAUCUUUCUUCACUCUGCAUCACGGGGAGUCUCGCCUUAUAGCUUCACAGGAAGGAGACGUCUUCGACUGAUCCUCUGGAGCGAUCUGUGGGCUGACUUGUGUCUGUAACAAAGUGAAGAACAUAGCUCGUCAUACAUAGAUGGAUUUCAGUCUGAAACGCAUAUGCAGCUUAUCCCAGCUGAAAAUAGGAAAUUAAAAAUGUUUCGCAGUACUGUUUACAUACUGAAUGUUUGUCACGGCGGGAUAUACUACCUACAGCAGCUCCGCUAUAAAAAAAAAAAAAUCUGAUUAGGUAUGUGUAGUUCUUUAAAAGAAAAAUCCCCUCAUGGCUCAUGAGGAACCAGGUAUUUGAUUUCAACACAGAUGUUAAAUGUCAGUCUUUACAAGUACAGUACACUUAAGUCAAAUACUAUUUAGAUAACCCACGAUUUCUAUCAGUGUAACACUCAGAAAAAUAUUAGUUAGCAGAAAAAAUACACUAGUACCAGAUUCACAUAAGUCACAUUUAGACUUUUCUGCGGCUAAAUAUUGUCUAUAAAGUGAUCAUUUGAAUUUUAAGUCCAUAUUGAUGUCAAAAGCGUUUUUGUAGUCUCCACGCAGCUUUAGAAACCAUUCAGCUGAGGAGAAAAGAUUUCUGGCAGAUGCAGUGUUUUCUAAGCUUACUCCUCCAGUCUGGAUCAACCACUGAAAAGAAACCUGCACGCUUCAGUUGGAGUAAACCUUCUCGUCAAGAGGCAAAAAUGUGACCAGAAUUCGUUUUCAGAUCCACAUCACUAUAGUGACCAGUACUCUUGAUAUUAAUGUAGGCAAUGUUUGUGUGUCAGUAAUCACAAACCUUGAAAGCUUGACUGCAGACAGCGCGAUAAAGCUUCAUGUUGACACAUAGCUGGACAUCCUGUGAGCUGUAAUAGAAGAAUUAGAAAGUUAUUCAGAGUAGUGAUUUGCAAGGAUUGGUGCUAGGAAAAGUUUUUUUUUCUGAAUGUACUCUGGCCAAACAAAAACUACAUGAAACAGAAACAUUACAAGGAAUCUAUUUUUGUUUGAUAUUAAUUCCAAACCACUGUAUGCCAAUAGAAACUGUAGCUGAAGAGCUGUGAGAUGCAGUCAGAAGUUGAGCUGGGUUCAGCUUCGUGCUCUGCAAAUACUGCGCUUUGUUCCUGCUUCAGGCGUCUUUGAUGCUCUGAAACCACAGGACGAGAACGCUUAUCGGUUUGAUCAUUCACAUUUUCACUUCUCAGAACUGCUUCGGAGAGAA
Molecule: messenger RNA, 2738 nt
Organism: Larimichthys crocea (large yellow croaker)
Lineage: Eukaryota; Metazoa; Chordata; Actinopteri; Sciaenidae
Gene: napepld
Product: N-acyl phosphatidylethanolamine phospholipase D
Exons: 10
Coding region: 348-1553 (401 amino acids)
Biological process (GO): N-acylphosphatidylethanolamine metabolic process; N-acylethanolamine metabolic process
Cellular component (GO): cytoplasm; membrane-bounded organelle
Molecular function (GO): N-acylphosphatidylethanolamine-specific phospholipase D activity; zinc ion binding
Source: RefSeq, a predicted model, not a curated record